Molecule: messenger RNA, 384 nt
Organism: Strongylus vulgaris
Lineage: Eukaryota; Metazoa; Nematoda; Chromadorea; Rhabditida; Strongylidae
Source: the annotation of a GenBank genome assembly
AAAAGCGGUGUUGGUUAUUCGGAUUUCUCCAAUACUAUAUAUCAACACCGUCCGUACAUUUGGCCACCAUUACGCAAGUUAUUCAAUGUCAACUUUGUUAUAAUAGCUGCAGGACUCUUUCUGAUAUCAAUAGACUUUGAAUGGUUAAUGAAACAAAUCAAAUUGAUUGGAAACGGACUUAAACCUGAGGCAUCACAGCUUGCUGAAUCUCCCGAAGGGAAGGGCGAGACAUCGGAUUCGGUACAUCAUUUUAUCCUUAAAUAUGUUGGUGGUCAUUACUGUGGACGACAAUGUGAUUGGAAGAGACAUCCCGUUAAUAACGUCGUGACUUUCUUUGCAACAAAAGCUGUGCUGGAUGUAUCCUUUCCGCAAUUUUUUGUCUGA